This is a messenger RNA of Mizuhopecten yessoensis (Yesso scallop), 6123 nucleotides long. Its product is annotated as protocadherin-11 X-linked-like. The record is from RefSeq and is a predicted model, not a curated record. Gene Ontology annotation, biological process: homophilic cell-cell adhesion. Gene Ontology annotation, cellular component: plasma membrane. NCBI's taxonomy places the organism in Eukaryota, Metazoa, Mollusca, Bivalvia, Pectinida, Pectinidae. The transcript is spliced from 8 exons. Bases 820 to 4380 code for a protein of 1186 amino acids. Gene Ontology annotation, molecular function: calcium ion binding.
AGACUACAGACUUGGAUAUAAUUCCGUGCAAUGAACUGUGUGUGUUUACUGACCACCUGUCUAAACUGUUCAGCAGGUUGUACCUCCCCAGAUAUAGUGUGUGGUGAGCUCCGUGGGAGUCGGGAGUCGAGAUCCAGGAUUCACAGGGUGGCCUCCAUGAACAAAGACCAUGUUGGCAGUUUGGCAUACAACUGCCAUAUUAAUAUAAUGGUUAUUGAGAUCAGGAAAAAACAUGGCUCUGUAGAUUUAUGGGGUAUGUGUAGCUCCCCUGGGGCUGGACAGACCCUGACCCUUGAGGGACCCAGAUGAUUGUAAGUGACCUUCGUUAACCUUCACUGACCCUCUGCAUCAAGGCUGCAGAUGUUGAAAGAGUCCAUUACCACUGAUAGAGCCAUAUGGAUCUGCCUCAUUUGGAUUCACCAUAGGAACAAUUUAAAGAUGGAAGCCAUGAUGACGAAAUUGAAGCUUUCUACAACAUGAGGGACACUCACUGGUAACGGAAUUACUCUCACCCCACUGGUCCGAAUGAAGAUAAUAAAUCUCUGUUGUUUUCCUGUACCAAGAUACGAAGCCAUGUUGACAACAUUUCAAACAUAUCACCAAAGGUCUUUGGAUAUUGUGCUGAAAAUUUCAUAUUUAAGGAACCAACACCAUUGCAUAAAGGAAAACAUCACAGUCUGUUGGGAGACUUUUACGUCGGAGGUGUGAUUGUUGUGAUUCAACAGACAAACUCUUCAAAAAGGAGGUGUGAAUGUUGAUGGUUCAGUGGCAAAUAUAAUGAGGAUGUGUAUUUGAUGUUUAUGUAAAGACUAGUCAACGAUGGAUUCUUCUGUCCAGAUUAUUUUCGUCAUGACUGCAGCGUUCUGCAGCCUGUGUGAUGGAAUCAUAUAUUACCAUAUAACGGAGGAACGAGACCCCAAAGUGCUUGGUAAUGUGGGUGCAGACGCAAACAUUACAGACACCGCGUCAACAACUUUUCGAUUUGUGGAGACAGGAAGUCAACAUUUAGAAAAAUUCAAUAUCGAAAGUCAAUCUGGAAUUUUGAGUACUAAGGCUAAGUUAGAUAGGGAAGAGCUUUGUCGUUUUAACAAAACUUGCGAAUUAAAAUUACGAGUUGCUGCUGUAACAACCGGAAUUACUAGCGUCCAGUGGUUGGAAGUGAGGGUCGUUGUUGAUGACAUAAAUGACAAUGCUCCAACUUUCAAACAACCAACAAUGACCUUGGAUAUCUCUGAAGGGUCGAAGAGUGGUAACACGUUUCCAAUUGUCGGAGCAACUGACGAAGACAUGGUUGGCAACAACUCCCUCCGUGGAUACCAGCUAAGUUCUCCAAGUCAAACUUUCCGAUUGGUUGUUGGAGACGAAAAGCCUGAUGGAACUCUAGAAGUGAGUCUGCAAUUGAUUGAGGAUAUUGAUAGAGAAAUCAAGGAUUCGUAUAAAAUCUAUGUAAUUGCAAAAGAUGGUGACAGUCCCCCGCGGACGGGAAUGUUGACUGUUGAUGUCAGGGUAACUGAUAUUAACGAUAACAAACCUCAGUUUACCAAAACCCGUUACGAGGUCACAGUUGAAGAGGACAUGGCUGUCAGUUCCAACAUUCUACAGAUCAAGGCUACGGACAAGGAUAUUGGACAGAAUGGGGAGGUUAGAUAUCGUUUUAGUGACCGUGUAGGGACCGACGUCACUGAAUAUUUCAGUAUUGAUGAACGAUCUGGCAACAUUAGCCUCAUCAGAAAGCUUGAAUAUGUACAGGGAGGUAGCUACACAUUUAUUGUUGUCGCUUUUGAUCAGGGUAGUCCUCCGAAUGACAACCAAUCUGUCGUCGUAGUCACAGUGGAAGAUAAAAAUAACAACUCUCCAGAUAUUAACAUCAAUUAUUUGACUCCAAAGGAUGGAGAGGUCAUGGAAAACUCGGCUGUGGACACACCCAUCGCGCAUAUCCAGGCACUGGAUGGUGAUGUAGGUAAAAACGGGGAGGUCACAUGUUCAAUUGACAACCCACUGUUUCGCAUGAACCCCAUGGCUGGGAAUGAGUUCAUCAUCGUGGUGAAUGGUCUACUUGAUCGCGAGGACCAGAUUGAACACGUUAUCACCAUUUUCUGUCAUGAUGGUGGAGUGCCCUCGCUCAACAACAGUAUUACGUUCGGCAUGCAAGUGACGGACGAAAACGAUAACCCGCCUGAGUUCAUGAACCGUGUGUACAACACCAAGGUGUCGGAGAACACGCCUGCUCCUGCCCUCAUAACCAAAGUCAGUGCCAUGGACUCGGACCAGGAAAUGAAUGCCAAGGUCACCUACAGCCUCCCGGAGGAUGCACACUCGCUGUUCUCUAUUGGUGCACAGUCGGGCAUUAUUGAGUCCCGUGUACCUUUUGACCGCGAGACGGUCGAUCGGCUGGAGUUUCGCGUGUUUGCUGCGGACAAUGGCUUAACAAAAAGAUACACGGCUACUGCUACUAUCAUUCUUACAAUCACUGAUCAAAACGACAUCACACCCAAGUUCACACAGGAAGUGUAUGAGUUUGAUGUGUAUGAACAUUCUCUUGGAUUUUUCGGAAAUGUGACAGCAACAGAUGACGAUUUGGGUGAGAAUGGACAGAUUUCCUAUAUUAUACCUCCCGAAUAUAUCACCAUGCCGUUCUCAAUCUCAAAGAGGACUGGAAAACUGGGAACAUACCGUGAAAUGGACCGCGAGAGGCAAGAUCAGUACCACUUUCGGGUCAUUGCUAGGGACAACGGUUCCAACUCUCGUGAGAACACAGCUCAGGUGAUAGUACGAGUCAAGGACCUUAACGAUAAUGCACCUGUGAUGACAUUCCCCAACGAGACCAACAGUUCUAUCCUUCUGUCGUACCGAGCUGAACCCGAAUCUCUCGUCACAACUAUUGUAGCUGAGGAUGCAGACAUCGGCGAAAAUGCAGAAAUAAGCUUCAUCAUUAUAAGCGGUGAUGAUGAUGGAUUGUUCAAACUUGAUCGUAACUCAGGUGAGAUUUUAUUGAAAAGGGAAAUCAAGCUUUUCGAAAUAAAGAUGUAUACGUUGGACAUUUCUUUAGAAGAUAAUGGUAUGCCAAAACAGAGCACACGUCAUUACAUCAACAUACAGGUUCAUUUUGUCAACAGUACUGUCAUAUCGGAGGAAGUAGUGGUAACUAGUGGCAACAUCCUCAUCGCAAUAGCGAUAGCGUGUAUCACUUUUGUCCUCUCCACAGCAAUCAUCAUCUCAAUCUGCAUCAUUCGAAGAAUCGACAUGAAAAAGCGUAAUUACAAUUCAAAAAGUGCUGAAGAAAUGAAGAUUAUUCAGACGAUGGGUCGAGGAAGUAACAGGUCGUCGUCGUCGAAAGGUUCGCGUGACGAGUUUCUACCUCCACAUCACAUGUUGAACAGGCCAAACAGGAAAGAAGUCAGUUUUUCUUUGGACGAUGAACAGGAUAGUGGCUUCACCUUCACCGUUCCUCCGAGUCUUGCAUCCUCCGUCCCACACAGUCUUACCUCCUCAGGAAUGGUCACCUUCAAGGCGGGUGGCUCCAUGAUGGACGAUCCCUCCAACAAACAGCUUGCUCCUCAACAGACCAGCAGCCAUAGUAGGGAUGGCAGUAACCUCUCGGACAACAAACAAAAGCAGGUGCAUCGCAUGGCCUCUCUCCGUGUCCAACAGCAGCUCCUUAUGUCACAGGACGGAGGGGGUCAGUCGGUCUGGAGGAAACACCCACAACUCACAGAGAAAAAACAGUUGUCAGUACCUCGGUCCCACCAGGAGGGCCACCAUGACGAUAACCGUAGCGACCUGUCCGGAGAAUCCACAACAAGUGACAGUGGCCGAGGUGGAAGUGAUGAGGACCUCCGUCAUGCAGGAAUCUCUCACCCGCCUGAGUUAGAUCACAGUGGAGAUUCUCGCCAUUUCUCAACCACAGACAGUAGCGGAGUUUCUUCUCUUUCUUAUAAUUCAAGUGCUGUGAAUGCAGGAAGACCAAUGUUUUCCACUUUUGGACAUUCUAACAAUGACACAUUUCCACGGAAUUCUAACAGAAAUCCCGUACCCCAGGGUGGGCGCAGUCACUCGAGGCCUCCUCGUCAGGGGCAACGAGUGCAAAGGCUACAAUCGGACAACUAUCCCCCACACCAUAAACAAUUUGUUGACAUUCCAAGGGCGCCGUCAGCUGAUCUGCGCUCAAGCAGAUGUUCUGUAAACAGUGAUAAAAACCAAAGAACAAAUCGUCUUCAAAGUGCCACACCGACAUUUGACGACACGCUCAGUGAGAGCUGUGCGACGACCAAUCGUGAUGAUGACGAUGUUACGACAACGUCGGGAAGCUAUACUGUGAAUGCUGAUGAUCUGUGUAAUGAAAUAGAUGAACUCUUCUUGAAAACUGACACAGUUGUAUGAUAGUUUGUGAUAAGUGGUAUAGGAGUGAGAGAAUAUCUGACAAAGACAACUUAGGGGAAAAAAAGGAGAAAGUAUGAGAGUGCGAGAGAGAAAGAGAGAAAGAUGGGAAAUAGGGAUAUGACAGAGACUGAGAAAGGUUAAUGUUUAGGUGCUCAGUAUAAAAUUCUUGCCAAAUUUGUUUAUAUUGAAAUGUUCCAUAAAAACAGAUAUUUGUCUUGUCUAUGUUAAGUAUAUAUGCUACCUAACUGUGAAACUUAUCUCUAUUCAGAAGAGUUCCACUAUAAAAAGAAAUUACUUGAACGUCUUUUACGAUUCAUAUUAAGGACUUAUCAAUAUUAAUAUCAAGGCGUAUUAUCAAUUGAUGACAGAAAAUACCAGCAUUGGUGAAAUUGAGGUAUCUUUUAUUUAUUGUGAACCAUUUAAUUUUUCGCAAGAAUUCAAAAUAGGUAACAAAAAGGAACAAUGAUCAGUACCUGGGAUAUGAUUCUUAACGUUUCAAUAAAUAUUAACGAGAUAUUUAAAUUGUGAUCCACUCUCCUCUCAAAUGACGUUAAGAUGUUCAACAUUCUGUGACAAAUAUUUAAUUAGAAAUAUCAUAAGGGAGAUAACUCUUAUAAAAAUACAAAUCUGAAAUCACAUUGUAAGAUAUAACAUAGUGUAUAUCCUUAAGUUGAUAACUUCAAGUGUGUAUUGCGACCAGACUAAACUUUUCAGUCUCUAAAUUUAAUAAGCUGACAUUUGAAAUACGUUAUUUUACUAAAAAAAAAUGGCAAAAGAAUGCUAGCUUGUUUAACACGAAUAAUUAAUGAUGAAAUGAUGUUUACAUUUUGACCAAAUUAUGUAAACAUAUCUCGAACAUCAAAAUGUUUAAACCCAAUGCCAAAGAAAAAUACCUGUUUGUAUACAUGUGUAGUCUUUUUAAUGUCACAUGAUUUUUCCAUAAAAAUGAAUUCACAUAAAAACAAAUCUAACCAUUUCCCUUUGAUUGUUGAUUUACCACAAUAAAUCUCUUUCAAAGUUAGAACUAAAAAAUGUUUUAGAUGCUGCGUUAGAUGAUUGUCUUUUUUUGGUCCAUCAAUACAGUAGUGUAGAUAAAAUAUUCUAAAUUGUUGUCGGAGAAUUUCUUUUUACAAUUUCAUAUUUAAUUAAAACUUCUUUUUCCUUUUAUUGUUCCUGUGUAUGAUAUCAGACCUCUUUGUUGCUAUAUUUAUCAUUGUACGUAUGUGUAUGUUUCGUGUGACAAUUGUAUAUUGGGUAUUGUUUUAACAGAGCCAAAAUUACACCGUUUUCAUUCCUAUACCUUUUUUGUGCUUUUAUGCAUUACAAAACUUAAAUAUAACAAAUGUUAAGAAAGAUUAAAAAUUAGUUAUUUUUAAAUUUGAUUUUAAAAUGCAAAAUCACAAAUAGAUCUUAGAAAUAGGCUUCUGACAAAUACCCGAAACACAAUAUAUAUUUAGUGCAAUAUUCCGUGUAACUGUUGGUGUAGAAUGUGUUAGGACUGAAAGCAUUGUCUGAAUUGUACUCAAAAGUGCACAGUUAAGUAUGUAAGUUCAACUGCUUUAAUUCUGCUCCGUAAUUCAGCAGAUAUUUUUCGAAGGGUUCAUGAAAGGAACUCCAUUCUGUUGCUGUGGUUACGUGCUGUUGUUGAUUUGUCAUGAAAUGUUAUGAUCCAUGUUUUGUUUUGUCUGAAGUUAGUAUUACAAAAAUUGUAUAAAAUUGACCAAAAUAUGAAAUAUACAUAAA